This is a messenger RNA of Monopterus albus (swamp eel), 574 nucleotides long. Its product is annotated as ubiquitin carboxyl-terminal hydrolase 37-like. The record is from RefSeq and is a predicted model, not a curated record. Lineage: Eukaryota; Metazoa; Chordata; Actinopteri; Synbranchiformes; Synbranchidae. The annotation marks the transcript as partial. The transcript is spliced from 4 exons.
CCCGCCAUCAUUGAGCAGCGUCGCGAAGCGUAGUGUGUAGGUCUCCUGUCAACAACACACAUAUAGGGAUCAGGUGAAUGCCGGUUAAACAAACUUUGUGCACUCGGAGGACCUACGAAAACGAUUCGGUAAUUUAAAAGUUUCAAGACAAGCACAUAUCAUCGACAGGAUUUGUUUGAUCACAAGUCCUUGUAUCUACAUUGUACCAACUGGAUAGUAAGCCAUGGCAACCAAACUCUCCAGUGGUGGCGCUAUUAACAUCCGUUUUACCAGCAUAGAUGUGGGCACCACAAAGUGGAAAGAAGGCACUUUUGAGAUUCUGGAAAAGGAUAAUAAAGUCAACCUCUGUCUAAGGUUCAACUGUGGUGGAUCUUCCAAAAAUUUCCAGCUGAACCAGAACGUGAAGAGCAUUCACCCAAAGCAGACUCGAAUCAUACUGACGUUGAAGGACAGCAGCGUCAUCACCCUGGAUAAGAUGUCCCCAAAUUUAUUUCAGAAGACUAAAGAAUACCUAGAAAAGCUAAAGCAGGGAAAGACAAUGGUUUUAAAAUCAUCCCAUGGAAGUGCAAACUUC